Messenger RNA from Indicator indicator, 3914 nucleotides. It is a transcript of the gene MAML1, whose product is annotated as mastermind like transcriptional coactivator 1. NCBI's taxonomy places the organism in Eukaryota, Metazoa, Chordata, Aves, Piciformes, Indicatoridae. Gene Ontology annotation, molecular function: transcription coactivator activity. The record is from RefSeq and is a predicted model, not a curated record. The transcript is spliced from 5 exons. Gene Ontology annotation, biological process: positive regulation of transcription of Notch receptor target; Notch signaling pathway. Gene Ontology annotation, cellular component: nucleoplasm; nuclear speck. The coding region runs from base 1 to 3135 and encodes 1044 amino acids.
AUGGCGGAGUUCGUGGUUCCGCGGCACAGCGCGGUGAUGGAGCGGCUCCGCCGGCGCAUCGAGCUCUGCCGGCGACACCACAGCGCCUGCGAGUCCCGCUACCAGGCCGUGUCCCCGGAGCGCCUGGAGCUGGAGCGCCAGCAAACCUUCGCCCUGCACCAGCGCUGCCUUCAGGCCAAGGCUAAGCGGGCCGGCAAGCACCGGCAGCCGCCCCCAGCGCCGCCGCCGCCCGCACCCCCUCCGCCGGCCGCAGCCGUCGCGGGAAGCGCCGACAGGACCGGAGCCAAUGGCCUGGACGCCGAGGCGGCGAGCGGCGAGCAGCACGGCCGCAGCAGCACGUUGAUCGCGCUCCAUGAGACUGUGAAAAGAAAGCUUGAUAGUGCUGCUUCCCCUCAGAAUGGAGACCAGCAGAACGGCUAUGGUGAUGUAUUUUCUGUGUCCAAGAAACUGCGGCGUGAUGAUGGUCUUGGGGGAGUGAGUGCUUCUUCCAAUGGAAUGCCCCCUGUGUCUCCACUCCAUCACCUUGACAAGAAAUCUGGCAAUGGAGAUACCUUACAGCUGAAUGGGAAGCAUCCGAUGGGGCUGGAUGGCAUCAGCAAGAAGUGUCUUCCAGAUUCCAGCCUACAGAUGAAUGGAGGUGGGGAUGCUGAUGACUCAUUUCCUUUGAGUUUGAACAAAGAGCUGAAGCAGGAGCCUGUAGAUGAUCUUCCAUGUAUGAUUGCUGGAGCAGGGGGGUCUAUAUCUCAGAAUAACUUGAUGCCUGAUCUUAAUCUGAAUGAGCAGGAGUGGAAGGAACUUAUUGAGGAGCUUAAUAGGUCAGUGCCUGAUGAAGACAUGAAGGAUCUCUUUAAUGAAGACUUUGAAGAUAAAAAAGAUGCAGAUUCUUCAAAUUCAGCUGCACAGACUCCAUUGCCACAAGAUAUUAACAUAAAGACUGAGUUUUCCCCAGCACCCUUUGAACAGGAGCAGUUGGGCUCUCCUCAGGUGAGAUCCACUUCGUCAGGUUCAGCUUUUCUUGGUGCUGCUUCUGUACCUGUAAGUGCUGCUUCUCCUGCAGUUGGUAGUUCUCAGGCUAUGUUUCAGCCUUCCAGUCAGUCAAUGACUGAAAAUCCUAAUCAGCCCAUGAUGCAGGCAUCAAACCACUCUCAGAACGUCCAGAGACCUCUUCCUGGUGUGUUGUUACCUGGGAAGGGCGCAGGAAGUGCCAAAGAAAUGUCUUCUGCUCAUCAACUUCAGCAGAUUGCUGCCAAGCAGAAGAGAGACCAGAUGUUGCAGAAUCAGCAGCAAGCUUCACAAGUCCACCAGACAAAUCAGUUGUCUACAUGGCAACAGUCUGGGCCUUCUCAUAGUCCACUGGCUGUCUCAUGUACCAUGGAAAAUCCCACCAGCCCAUCGGUUUACCAGCCAGACUUCAGCAACCAGAAGCUCAUGAUGCCUAAUAUGGGAAAUAAAAGCUCACUAAGAGCUGGAGGCAAUUACCAUGUGAACAUUUUGGGUCAUCAGCAAAACAACUUGAACCAGAACCCUGUGAAUAGUCAAGGGUCUAUGCUGGACUAUGGGAACACCAAACCUCUUUCCCAUUACAAAGCAGAAUGUGAGCAGGGGGUUGCAGUACCUGGUCAGAACAAGUCUCCCAUGCUGGCUUACAUACAGCAGCGCCAGCAGGCGCCACUGUCUCACGUGAAUGACGACCAAAAUGGAAUGAUCCUGUUGAAACCCAAGCCUGGAAACAUUGCCUACCGACUGCCACACAGUCAGGAUCAAAACCCUUCUCCUAAUGUUCCUCGUGUUCCCGUUUCUGUCCCGGGCCCUGGUGUGGGUGCCCAGGCUCCCAACGUCUCCAUGGCAGGUAACCACAGCAGCUCACCUUAUCUCAGCAAUCAGCAGCAAGCAGCAGUGAUGAAGCAACACCAAAUGCUGAUGGACCAGCAGAAACAGAGGGAGCAACAACAAAAGCACUUGCUCAUGGAGCAACAGAAGCAGCAAUUCCUAAUGGAGCAGAGACAGCAACACCUUCUGGCUGAGCAGGAGAAGCAACGGCAACAGCAGGAGCAGCAGCUGCAGCGGCAUCUGACUCGACCACCUCCCCAGUAUCAGGAUCAACCACAGAAUCCAUACCAGCAGCAGGUCGGGCAGUUCACAGGCUCAUCUUCAGCCAUGCCUGGGGUCAGUAACUUAGGACAGUCCAACUCCAGUAGCCCUCGGAUGUUUCCUCAGACGCAGAACAUGAUUCAGAUGGGGCCCGGGCACAGUUCUGUUCCUCCACUCCAGUCGGGCUCCAGCCAGCAGGAUCGGGCGGUGACUCAAUACACCAACAUGCAGAACAUCCAGCGAGGGGGACUGUACAACCUGCCCUCUGGUAUCACACAGAUGGUUCCCCAGCACGCAACUCCAAGUGCCAACGGACAGCCACCAAUGCAGAGACAGGGCAGCUUGGGACAGGGUGCUGCUGUUCCUGCUGGCUAUGGGCAGAACACCUUAGCAAACUCAAGUAUUUCUCAGCAGCACAAUAAAGGUGCACUGAAUCCAACCUUAUCUAAGCCACAGAUGGCAAGAGUACCAGCUCCCAUGGGGGCUCAAAAUCCAUCUUGGCAACACCAAGGUAUCCCUAAUAUUAACAACCAGACACAAGCAAACAGUGGCUUAGGACCAUUUACUGCCAGCUCCUCUUUUCACAUGCAGCAAACUCAUCUAAAGAUGGCCAACCAACAGUUUGCCCCAGGAAUGCCUCAGGUAAGCCUCAGCACCAGCAGACCCAUGACCUCUAUGAACGCUGCUGUCUCUGGGCAGAUGUUGUCGUCGUCUUUAGGCACUCAGCAGCGGACAAACCCACCCACACAACAGCAGGUACCCUCACAGCAAGUCUUGCCUGGCAUCAACCAGACUGUUCCAGAUCUGAAUGCUUUCAACCAGAAUCCAAAUCAGCAAAUGCCCAACAGAGGUAAUCUGCACUGUAGUCAAGGGUACCCUGUGAGGACAACCAGUCAAGAGCUGCCUUUUGCCUACAGUGGCCAAUCAGGCAAUAAUGGACUUCAGAACCUAACUGGUGACACAGACCUGAUAGACUCUUUGCUGAAAAACAGGACUUCAGAGGAGUGGAUGAACGAUUUGGACGAGUUGUUAGGGACUCAUUAACGGGGCUGGGGGUUGGGGGGGCCUACUUUUUUUUAAUUAUUUUGUGAAAUAUAAGCAACACUUGGACCAAAAAACCUGUGGCAUUGAGGAGACUUGCAGGCAUUAGAGGUGAAUGGUUGGGUAAAGGGACUGGAGCUGCUUCUCAAUGAGUGUUGAUGCAUGGCAGUGGCGCACCAAGCAGGUCUGCAGGAGGAGUGCGCCUUAUCUUGGUGGCUCUAAGGGGUCACACACUUGAACAGGUCAAAAAAUCAUGUGUGUGCCCUAGCCAGCCUUUCAGAGAUCUCACUUGCAGUGUUCUAAAAUGAAAAUUUGUGGUUUUUAAAUUAUUUAAAAAUUAAAUUCCACAGAGAUAGUGCAGAAAGAAAGCAAAUAGUUGCACAAAUUGUGGUUAGGGCUUAGUCUCCUGCAGCUAUUACUUGCAAUCAUUAUUUGUUCAUAGCCUGACGUGCUGUUAGAGUACAGUCCAUCAACCUUCUGACUUUGUAUUUGAGCAGAGGCUGUAUGCACCUGAGUAAGCUUGCAAAAGGUUUGGGAUUGUUUUCUUUUCCCCAUUGCUGAAGCACAUGCCUGUACUCUCAGUAAGCAAGCGAUAUUUCACAGUAAAUAUUUCUAGAUGCUGGUAAUAGAUGAAAGAAAGUAUUAAAACCUGGCCAGUUAGUCUAGGUAGUCGUCUUAAUAGAUUGUAGUCUUUUAAGCUGCAGUUUGCACUCUGUUGUAGAGAGGCACAGUUCUUGGCUUAUACCUUGCUGUGUUUAAAGGGGGAAUUUCUUAUGGGAGAA